AAUGUCUAUUUAGGUGUUAUGCCCAUUUUUAAUCUUUAAUCCACUGAGCAAGGCCAGGAAUCAAACCAGCAUCCUCACAAAGAGUUUUAUAGGUUUCAAAAUGUAUCAAAAUGUAGGUACCUUUUAUAGGUAUCAAAAUGUAAUAUAUUUUGAUAAAGUUGUUGAUUUAUAAUCUGAAAAUAUUUUUCCAAAGUGUUAAUAUUAGUUAUCGCUAGAUUAUGAUAUCAUGCAGAUUUUUUCUGAUUAAUUUUUGGAAUAGUUUUAUUUAUUCACAUAAAAGGUAAAUGCAAAAGAAAAUCUGGGCUCUUUGAUCUUCAGAGUGAUUUGGAUGAUACAAAUACAAGUAAAAAUUAUUUAGAAUUGUGCCUUAUCUCAUUAUUGUCUGUGCUCCAAUCCCUAAGCUGUUCCUUCUGCUUUCCCUUGUGGCUCCUACUCCUCAGAGCUGCAUGUUUUAGGCUUUUUGCCAGCAUUAUGACACAAAAGAUUCCAUGGCGAUUUUACUGACCCUGGAUCUCCAAGCACCCUUUCGUUGGUUCAUUAAGUUGUAAGUAUGCUAGGUAAAGCAAACACCAACCUUAUUAAUGUAUCAACCUCUCUCUGCCCAGGAAGUCAGAAUACCAAGAUCUCCAAAACCUGAGAGAAUUCUUGGUAAUUCUCAGUCUCAGAGCUGUUUCAAAGUAUUUCUUAGACUUGUAAUAGCCACUGUGUAUGAGGAAAAUUUUAUAGAAUUAGGUGAUGAAAAAUAGAAUUACACAUUCCAAACUGAACGUGAAUAUAGAGUGAGAUUAUGAGCAAUAGAGACCAUAAAUGCACAAAUAAAGGUUAUCUUUAAGAAGUAAUAUUGCUAAACCACCACUUGAAGUUAUGACUGACUGGCCAAAAAGUAAGUACAUGGACGUCUUUAUUUUCAUUGUCCUUUGUAAGAAACAGUCAUAAAUUCCUAUGUUAAAAAAUGCAUAAUAUCCAUCUUUACCAAAUCAAAGCUGCUAAUGCAAAUUUUGACAUUUUGUAAUGGAAUUGAAUAUUAUGUUAGAUGUCAUUUCAAAAAAUAAUUACCUUUGAAUAGAUAAAAACCAUGGGACAGGUUGAUUUUAAAGCAUUAGUUAGUACAGUAUAGUUUGAGAAAUAUCAAGACAGUAUACACCUACCUUAUUUUCAGUCACAACUUAACAAAAACAAAAAAUACAAAUAGACAUGGACACAUACACACAAAUGAGGUCAUCACUCCCAUGUAAAACAAGGUCAUACAGACUCAUCAUUUAUCAUCUCAUUUGGCAUCCCUCCCUUCACUACAAAUUCUGGUUCUUGGGGAAGUCAAAAUAAACAGAAAUGAAUGCACCGCAUCCUAAGUUUAACAUCCUUAAUGUGUAAUAUCAAGGAGAAGCUGAGUUUCAUGGAUGAACCUCAUUAAUUUUGAAAAAUAAGCCAUGUUACUUCCGGAACACUGAAAACACACUGCAGUGUGAAAGUCUGAGUUCAGGGUCACAGUGAUGCCCUAAGUGCCCAUGACUAGGACAAGAAGAAGAAGUUGAGCUGUGGAGUGUUUUUCACAACAUCCCAGAUUCACUUCCUAUGGUUGUACCCUGGGUUGCCCCUAAUUUGAGGGAAGCUUUCAGUCCUCAAGCAAAGAAAAACCAAAACCAUUUCCUUCUUCAUAGUAGUAUCUGCAAACCCUGGAGCUUUACUGAGGACACGAUUUGUAUGUGUGUGAAAGUUGAGCCUGCUACAUGUCAGUAGGAAGAGUAUAUUUUAAAGGAAGACUAUAAAAUACAUAAUGACAUAAAAUAAUUUCCAUUCUGUGGGGAGACUUUCCUAAUUGUUCAGUGACAUAGAGAAAUCCAAGCCCAGGAGGCACCGAAUGAAGGCUGAAAAUAAUUGAAGGUGAUGUCUCUGUAAUUAAUUGGUGAAAGCCAAGGAAAAACCUUUAGAAAAUUCUCUCAGAAUCACAAGGUAUUUGACCACUAGCUUAUAUAACUCAUGGCUAGAAAUACUAAGCCAAAAGUAUUAUGGACAAAGACAAAACUAUCUCGUUGGAAGACAAGGCAAGAAUGAAGAUAUAGUUAAUACUUAUAUCCACAAUGAAGAUACUACUCGAGACAAGAUGUUCACUUCAAGACAGUCAAGCCAGUUUUUUGUUUUUUUGUUUUUUGAGUUUUUUUUGGGGGGGGGGGCAUUUCUAGCCAUUGCUGAGUCCUCAUUUUGUCUUCAUCGCACUCUUUUCAAGUGUCUCUGAAUUCUUUCUGCAGAUUGGGCAGAAAGCAAGAAUCCAUGAUGAGAAACCACACAAUAACAACAUUCAUCCUUCUGGGACUGACUGAUGACCCACGAAUGAAAGUUCUGAUUUUCAUCUUCCUUUUCUUUACCUACAUGUUGAGUGCAGCUGGGAAUCUGACCAUUAUCUCCCUCACCUUCAUAGAUUGCCGUCUUAGGACAGCCAUGUACUUUUUUCUCCAAAAUUUCUCUUUCUUGGAAAUCUCAUUCACAACGGCUUGUAUUCCCAGAUUUUUGUACAACAUAGCAACAGGUGACAAAAUCAUUACUUAUGCUGCUUGUGCUGCUCAAAUAUUUUUUACUUACCUUUUUGGGAUAACGGAAUUUUUUCUUCUGGCCACCAUGUCCUUUGACCGCUAUGUAGCCAUCUGCAAACCCUUGCACUAUGUAACCAUCAUGAACAACAGAGUCUGCAAUAGGUUAAUCAUCAGCUGUUGGAUGGCUGGUUUGUGCAUCAUAAUCCCCCCACUAAGCCUGGGCCUCAAUCUGGAAUUCUGUGACUCUAACGUCAUCGACCAUUUUUUCUGUGAUGCCACUCCUCUGCUAAAGAUAUCGUGCUCAGACACACAGUUCAUAGAAAGAAUGAUUUUAGUGUGUGCUGUGCUGACAUUCAUCAUGACCCUUGUGUGUGUAGUUCUGUCCUACGUUUAUAUCAUCAUGACAAUUCUAAGAUUCUCUUCCUCUCAGCAAAGGAAAAAAGCCUUUUCGACCUGUUCUUCCCACAUGAUUGUGGUUUCCAUCACUUAUGGCAGCUGUAUAUUCAUCUACAUCAAACCUUCAGCCAAGAAAGAGGUGGCUCUUAAUAAAGGAGUUUCCCUGCUCAUUUCUUCUAUUUCACCCACGUUGAACCCUUUUAUUUAUACCCUGAGAAACGAGCAAGUGAAGAAAGCCUUGAAUGACUUGAUCAAAAGGAUUACGUUCUUCUUCAAAAAGUAAGAAAAAAGGUACUUGAUUCAUCAUGAUGAAAGCAUGAAUAUUCCUUCAAAUUUCUGGUAAAAUUCUAAUCAUGCUAGAGUUUUUGAUAAUCUCUUUUCCAGUUUUAUUAACAUUUUGCAACUUCUUUAACUUUACUGAUGGGGAACUAUUACCAUUUGACUCUUCUCUUCCAUAUCUAUUUAACAAUUCCAUCCACAUGGAUAUGUUUGUAAUAAAAUUUGAGUUAAAAGUUAUAAAUGAGGUGUAACACAGUAAUAAAAAGCACAAGUUUUUGUAAGAAUAUAAUUCCAGAACUAAGAAAAAUACGAUUGAUUAAAAUACUGUAAAAAUUCUAACCAGAGAAAAUGUCUGAGAAAUUGUCAGUACAAUUUAAUAACGAUCAUUUUCAGUGUUUUGCUAUUUUAUAGCAAAUAACAGAAAUCUGUAGGUGAGAGAGAAAAAAAGUACAUUGAAAACAAAACAGCUUAAGCCUGACACUAGGUGUGGCAUAAACUGGAGUAGAGUGAAAAAAGAUGCUUUAAAAUGUACACAACAGAAUGAAUUUAAAUACCACAAAGAAAUGGAAUAUAAGAUCUCAAUAGUCACAUGAUGAAAAAAUUUAGAAAGGGCACAAUAAAGUAAAACUAUGAUUAAUGAACUGAUACACAUUCAAUGGAAUAGAGAUUUAUAAUACAAUCCACCCAACCACAAAUUCAGAUAAGUUUGAAUAUUUUUGUCCACCAGCUUAAAAAAAAGAAAAGAAGAGAAACAGAUUCCCUAACAUAACUUAAUCCUGAUUGUAGACGCCUGCAAGUGGAGUUUUUAAAGUCUACAAAUCAGACAUAAAAUUCAAAAUAUAAAUAUUUAAAAUAAACCCUUUAAAAUUAAGUGCACAAUACCAAUUAAAAAUCAAAUAAAAAUUUGAGGCUGAAAUUACAGCAUAUCUAACAAGCCAUAACACACUAAAAAUCUGUACUUAAAGCACACAUAUUUAUAAAAAUCUGUAGUAUAAAGUACAUUUGUGUAUAUAAAUUUUUACUUGAGAGUAGAUUAAAAAUGAAGGGACUCAUACUCAUCCUAAACAAUUCUAAAAAUAACAAAAUGAA
Molecule: messenger RNA, 4292 nt
Organism: Sus scrofa (pig)
Lineage: Eukaryota; Metazoa; Chordata; Mammalia; Artiodactyla; Suidae
Source: RefSeq, a predicted model, not a curated record